Molecule: messenger RNA, 816 nt
Organism: Carcharodon carcharias (great white shark)
Lineage: Eukaryota; Metazoa; Chordata; Chondrichthyes; Lamniformes; Lamnidae
Product: rano class II histocompatibility antigen, A beta chain-like
Exons: 5
Coding region: 1-816 (271 amino acids)
Biological process (GO): immunoglobulin production involved in immunoglobulin-mediated immune response; antigen processing and presentation of exogenous peptide antigen via MHC class II; peptide antigen assembly with MHC class II protein complex
Cellular component (GO): MHC class II protein complex
Molecular function (GO): MHC class II protein complex binding
Source: RefSeq, a predicted model, not a curated record
AUGGCCGAUAUAUUUCCAAGUCGAAAUGGCGAGCGGCUGGGAGGGGGACUUGCAGUUCCCUCAUCAGACGCAACUAACUAUCUUCUGUUGUCCCUUCCCCCCACCGCCGUGGUAGAAGUGCUAGACUGCGACCGAGCCGCUGUGUCUCAGAAGGACGUAACUGGUUGCUUCUGCAUUGUGGCUUACAACAAGAACAUACUGACCCGCUUCGACACGAAGGCGGGCCGGCUGACAGCGGAGAACUUGACGGUGAAAAACGAGGUGGACAGCCUGAACAAGGAUCCGAGAGCCCUGAAGAUUAUCCAGGAUGGGAUCCAGGACACUGUCAAUUUUCUCAGCCUGCUUCUGGAGGCCGGAGCUGACACUCUCGAUCGGGAAGUGACCAUCUCCUUCCACGACCUGGAAGACUUUGACCAUUCCAGCCAACUUCAGUGUACAGUCGCCGGCUUCUAUCCAAGCGCCCUCAAUGUGACCUGGCUGAAAAAUGAUGGGAACAUUGACGAGCAAGUGGUACAGACUCAGAUCCUUCCCAACAGUGAGAAGGCCUUCCAGACGGCUGCAUUCACGAACAUUGACCCCAAGACAGAGGACACAUACACGUGCUUUGUGGAGCAUGUCACUUUUCCAGACGGACACCGCACCAACUGGGUCCCCCAACCUAAGAGCUCACUGUCUGCUGCGGCCAUUGUUGGAAUAUUGUUCGGAAUUGGUGGCAUCCUGACUGCCGUAACUGGAGCUGUUUUUCGAAUGAAACGUCAAGAUUUCAACCCUGAUUUAUUUCCCUUUCAGGUUACCAACCCCGAAUCCCUGGACUAA